Aspergillus melleus is the source of this 876-nucleotide messenger RNA. RefSeq lists its product as uncharacterized. The record is from RefSeq and is a predicted model, not a curated record. NCBI's taxonomy places the organism in Eukaryota, Fungi, Ascomycota, Eurotiomycetes, Eurotiales, Aspergillaceae. The transcript has 2 exons. Bases 1 to 876 code for a protein of 291 amino acids.
AUGACAGCCUCCCUCGCCCGCAACCUCGCCUCACAAUCCGUCCACCUAACAAUCCACCCGCCCCCGCGAUCCCUCUCCGAAAGCAAACUCGUGCUCUCCGCAUUGCAGAAAUACGGCGAGGUGGUGACGUUUAAGAAUUUGAAGUACGACAAAACCAACACCAACCCCACGGCCCCCCGAAACACAAUCGCGGUCUUCGAAUCCCCUCAAGCUGCGAAAGCGGCAAUUGCGAGCUCGCCGUUGAGGAUUGUUCUUCCUUCCUCCCACGCCACCUCCUCCUCUUCCUUAUCCGCAUCUUCCUCCGUAUCCUCCACCACAACCUCCUCUUCCUCGUCUCCCUCCUCAAACCCAUCAACGCAACUAUCCACACGAACCCACCCCCCCAAAACCCUCUUCUGCAACCUCCAACCAUCCCGCCACAACCACCUCUCCUCCCUGCACCGAAACCCCUGCUACGGGAGCUUCAAACCCGACAAGGAAAGCCACCAGGCGGGGGACUUGCGACGCACUGGCAUCCCCCUAAAGGAGUUGGCCGAUGUGCCGGUGAGGUGGAAGUUGGGGAGUUCGCAGGCGGAGUCACGGUCUCGGGUACGAUCGCCAUCGCUAUCGCUAUCGCGGGGGCAGGGACAAGAGCAAGAGCAAGAGCAAAAGCAAGAGCAAAUACAGGGGCAAGGACAAACACAAGCACAAGCACAAGCACAAGCACAAGGGGAGGGAGACGGGGCGACGGAUACAGGGGUAGGUGUGUUUGCGUGGAGUAAGAGGAAGAGGUGUAGAAUGGGGGGGACUUCGUUGCAGGCGUUGUACAAUACUAAGGUUGCGGAUGGGGAGGGUGGUAAGAUUUGGGCUGAGGAGGGGAAGGGGAAGAGAGAGUGA